UAAAGCACAAUUUUGUGUGAAUUUGCAAGAUUAAAUUAUUUUUAAAAUUUAAAAAUGUCUCAAACUGUAAAAUUAUAUGUUAUGUCAAGAACACAGCAGUGUGCAGGAAGAGCUGUAUGGAUGACUGCAAAGGCUUUGAAUAUGCCUCUUGAGAUUGUUGCUAUUGAUUUAGAGAAAGGAGAACAAAACACACCUGAAUAUAAGAAGAUAAAUCCACUCCAUACUGUGCCUACAAUUGAUGAUAAUGGAUUUAUUAUUUGUGAAAGUCGUGCAAUUAUGAAAUAUCUUGCCAAUAAAUGUGGUGAUCCUUUAUACCCAAAAGAUGCAAAAAAACGAGCUUUGGUUGAUAGCAGAUUAGAUUUUGAUAUAGGAAAAUUUUGGCCAGCUUUGAAAGAAUAUGCUUACCCUCAAGUUAUGCACAAUAAGCCUUCGAAUCCUGAAAGGGAAAAGGACAUGAAAGAAGCUUUAGAUAAUUUAGAAUUAUUAUUGAGUCAGAGCAAAUACAUUGCAGGAGAUCAAAUGACAAUAGCUGACAUUUCAAUAUUUUGUAAUGUUUCAUUUUUAUGGAUGUCAAAAUAUAAUUUUGCAAAUUACCCAAAAAUUCAAGCAUGGAUUGAUGUAAUGAAAAAAUUACCCUAUUAUAAAGAAACGAAUCAAGAUUUUAAUGAUUGGAUCCAUACUAAGACUCUCAUUAAAGGACAAUGAUAAUUUUGAAUGCUUAUAUUAACAAACUGCUUUAUUUUUCAUAAACGAUUAUUAUUUAUCAAAUUGUAUUUUUCAAAUUUAUUAACAUAACUGUUGCUAAUCAAUCACAAUAAAAAAAUUAAAUUUGUA
Molecule: messenger RNA, 834 nt
Organism: Gordionus sp. m RMFG-2023
Lineage: Eukaryota; Metazoa; Nematomorpha; Gordioida; Chordodea; Parachordodidae
Product: glutathione S-transferase 2-like
Exons: 5
Coding region: 55-705 (216 amino acids)
Biological process (GO): glutathione metabolic process
Molecular function (GO): glutathione transferase activity
Source: RefSeq, a predicted model, not a curated record